Molecule: messenger RNA, 942 nt
Organism: Bipolaris zeicola 26-R-13
Lineage: Eukaryota; Fungi; Ascomycota; Dothideomycetes; Pleosporales; Pleosporaceae
Exons: 1
Source: RefSeq, a predicted model, not a curated record
AUGCGUCUCAUAAACUGUUUAACCCUUGAGCUCGAAGAGUUCUUCGGCAGCAAUAUUCCGCCUUACGCCAUCCUAUCACACACCUGGGGCAAUGACGAGGUGACAUUUCUUGAACUCCCUCUCUCUACACCAGCGACGCAAGCCCGAGCAGGAUACAGAAAGAUUGAGUUUACCUGCCAACAAGCAAUCCGUGAUAAGCUCAACUAUGCAUGGGUUGAUACCUGCUGCAUUGAUAAGAGAUCCAGUUCAGAGCUUUCCGAGGCUAUCAACUCCAUGUUUGCUUGGUACAGAGACGCAAGCUAUUGCUAUGCAUAUCUCUCAGAUGUCCUGGAAGAAGAGAUGGGUGAACAUUUUCACAAAAGUAGAUGGUUUACCAGAGGCUGGACACUACAAGAACUCUUGGCACCGAGAGACGUUGAAUUCUACAACUGCCAGUGGCACUGGUUAGGCCGAAAGUCUGGCCAUUCGAAAUUGAUAUCCGAAAUAACGGGAAUAGAUGUGACCGCUUUGAUGGGGACAAGGGCCAGAUGUCAUGCUAAUGGCGGUAUGUUUGGUGAUCACUGCGUUGCAAAGAGAAUGUCGUGGGCCUCAACAAGAGAGACGACCCGUACUGAAGACAUGGCUUACUGUCUAUUGGGAAUUUUCAACAUCAACCUGCCGCUGCUGUACGGGGAAGGUGACCGGGCCUUUCGUCGCCUGCAAGAAGAGAUUAUUCGAAGAGUGAAUGACGAUUCAAUACUUGCUUGGGGGCCGCGGCUUGACAUCAAGCGUCAAACAGAACCUCUGUUCAAAUAUUUCAAGGACACGAUAAUAUACAAGAAUGCUAGUCUGAAUAUACUGGCAAAAUCGCCCAAGGACUUCACCGAUUGCGGCGAUUUGGAAUACGCUAUAAACCCAAUCACUCCGCCUACUCUAACAACCCUCGGGUUAACUAUACAAUUA